Cicer arietinum (chickpea) is the source of this 3395-nucleotide messenger RNA. The record is from RefSeq and is a predicted model, not a curated record. Lineage: Eukaryota; Viridiplantae; Streptophyta; Magnoliopsida; Fabales; Fabaceae.
AAAAAAGGAAGGAAGGCUCUCCUUCUCUUUCUUGGUGUUUCUGUUUCUCUCUCUCCUCACACAGAAACAUUGCUCCCUUGCCGAACCCCAACUUCUCAAAAUCCCAUACACAACACACAACACACCUUACUUCUUUCAUUCAUUCAUUCCCAAAUCAACCCUUCCUUCUCCCUCAAAAACACUCUCUCUCACUCUCAAUUGGAUCUGAUCUAACUCACAAUCCUUUCCACUUUAAAGCUUGAUCUGAUCCAUUUAACACAAUCAGGGAGAGGGGCAUUUUCAUUGAAAUGGGAAUGCCCAAUCCCAAUCUCAACAACUUCAUUAAACCAUGAACAAAGCCGUCGUGGCUUCAGACGAAGAACAUCAUCAACAUCAACAAGAGUUCUUCUACGAAUCCCACGACCGCUUACUCUCACUUUCUUCCUCUUGUUCUUGUUCCAACUCCAACUCCGACCAAGAAGAAGAAGAACAAGAAAACAAUAACAAUAAUAUUAAUAAUAAUAAUAACAAUAAUUCUACUUACAAUUUUGCCCUUAACAGUUACGACAUAUGGAUCUCCCAACCCUCCUCCGUAUCCGAACGCCGAACCCGUCUUCUCCAAACCAUAGGUCUUUCAUCCGACCCUUCCCUCUCUCGUGGAAACCCUAUCCCUCCUCACAAUGCAAUGUUCCGAUCCAAAUCUGACGGUUACAACAAUAAUUCUAACGAUAACGGUAACGCCAACAACAACACUUCUUUUCUUUCUCUUAAUUCCGUCACUGUAAAUAACCCUCUUCCCGCUAAUUCCGGCGGAUCCCCCGGUAAACCUCCAUCCGGGAAGAAUUCUAGGAGAAGUCAUUCCGGUGCCGAUUUUUUGCCCGGAACUUCGGCUUCUGCUGCGGCGGAUACGACGGAGGUGGCGGUUUCAGGCGAAGUUGAAUGUGACGAGGUUGAAAAAGAGAAAGAGAAAGAGGAAGCUUGUACCAUUAGAGAUCUCGACAAUGGAAAGGAGUUUGUUGUGAAGGAGGUUAGAGAAGAUGGAAUGUGGAAUAAGGUGAAGGAGGUUGGUACUGGGAGACAGUUGACUAUGGAGGAAUUCGAGAUGACGGUCGGCCAUUCUCCGAUUGUGCAGGAGCUUAUGCGGCGGCAGAAUAACGAGGAUACCGGAGAUGGAGUCGGUGGUUCUGGCGGCGGCGGUGGUGUUACUAAUGGUAAUGGUAAUGGAAACUCUUCUAAGGGGAAGAAGAAAGGUGGGAGUUGGUUGAAGAGUAUUAAGAAUGUUGCUAGUUCAAUGGCAGGUCAUAAGGACCGGCGGAGUAGUGACGAGAGGGAUACUUCGUCGGAGAAAGGUGGUAGGAGGUCGAGUUCGGCUACCGAUGAUAGUCAGGACGGUUCGUUUCACGGACCUGAGAGGGUUAGAGUGAGACAAUAUGGGAAAUCAUGUAAAGAGGUUACUGCAUUGUUUAAGAGUCAAGAGAUUCAAGCUCAUAAUGGUUCAAUUUGGAGUAUUAAGUUUAGUUUAGAUGGGAAAUAUCUAGCUAGUGCUGGUGAGGAUUGUGUGAUUCAUGUUUGGCAGGUUGUGGAAUCUGAGAGGAAAGGGGAGUUGUUGCUUAUGGAGAAACACGAAGAUGUAAAUGUUAAUAUGUUAUUUCUUGUUAAUGGGUCGCCGGAACCGGCUUUGGUGUCUCCUUUGGCAGAUAAUCUUCCCGAAAGGAAGAGAAAGGGUAGGUCGUCCGUUAGUAGAAAAUCGUUGAGCUUGGACCAAUUUGUUGUCCCUGAAACUGUGUUUGCACUUACUGAGAAACCCAUUUGCUCCUUUCAAGGUCAUUUAGAUGAUGUGCUUGAUCUCUCGUGGUCUAAGUCUCAGCACCUGCUCUCAUCUUCAAUGGACAAAACAGUGCGGCUGUGGCAUUUGUCUAGCAAAUCUUGUUUAAAGAUUUUUUCACACAGUGACUAUGUAACUUGCAUCCAGUUUAAUCCUGUUGAUGAUAGAUACUUCAUUAGCGGAUCGUUGGAUGCUAAGGUUCGCAUAUGGAGCAUUCCUGAUCGGCAAGUUGUUGAUUGGAUUGAUCUUCAUGAGAUGGUCACUGCUGCUUGUUAUACACCUGAUGGUCAGGGUGCACUAGUUGGUUCAUACAAGGGUAGCUGUCAUUUAUAUAAUACAUCUGAAAAUAAGUUGCAACAGAAAAGUCAGAUCAAUCUGCAGAACAAGAAAAAGAAGUCGAAUCACAAGAAAAUUACUGGUUUCCAGUUUGCCCCAGGAAGUUCAUCUGAAGUACUUAUCACAUCUGCUGAUUCUCGAAUUCGGGUUGUCGAUGGUGUUGAUCUGGUUCAUAAGUUUAAAGGCUUUCGAAAUGCAAGUAGCCAGAUUUCAGCCUCCCUCACAGCAAAUGGCAAAUAUAUUGUUGCAGCAAGUGAGGAUUCCCAUGUAUACAUCUGGAAAAAUGAAGCCGAUUGCAGGCCUAACAGGAGUAAAGGUGUCACCGUGACACAGUCCUAUGAGCAUUUUCACUGUAAAGAUGUCUCAGUGGCCGCUCCCUGGCCUGGUAUGGGUGAUACAUGGGACAUGCGUGAUACAUUUUCUGGAGAACAACCGGAGCUUGAUAACAACAACGACGAAAUCACAUCAGCCAAUCAUCCUCCUACACCUGUAGAGGAAAACUUUGGUAAUGAGGGUUCACAGUCUGCUUCAGGUUACAAUAGUCCACACCAUGCAACCAUUGCAAGUGCAACAAAUAGUUACUUUUUCGAUAGAAUUUCUGCAACAUGGCCAGAGGAAAAACUUCUUCUAGCUGCAAGAAACCAAAGCCCUCGUGUCAGUAUGGAUUUCUCAAAUGGGGUAAGUCAAAAAAUGUCAGCCUGGGGUAUGGUGAUUGUUACUGCUGGUCUUCGAGGUGAGAUUAGAACUUUCCAAAAUUUUGGAUUACCACUGCGAAUAUAAGAAGCGAUAGAAUAUGCGUGGCUAUAUGGCAUGGCGGAGAUUGAGUUGGAUAUCAGCUCAUAAGGUAGUUGACAUCACCUUCUCCUUUAGUUGGCAAAAACCUGUACAGAAAAGUGGGUGAGAUUUGUAAUAUUAGCGGGGUUUCGUUUCAUUUCAUUCCUUGUUCUUGUGCUUAUUGGAUGAAGAUAGGUUAUCAUUCCAUUCAUGCACUUUAGGAGGAAAAUGGGGGGAAACAUUGUAAAAAAAAAAAAAAAAAAACAAGUUAAAAAAAAGGGUACACCAGGAAUUUAGAAACCGAUGGAUGUAAUCGGGAAAUGUAGAGUAACGCGAGUAUGGGAAAAGCUUAUUGAAAUUAGAAAUGAUGAUUCUUUUACACUUGUUGCCUUGAGUUUUGUUAUUAUGGAAUUCAAUAUGUUGUUGUCCAGGUAAAUCAGUAUCCAAUAAAUAGCAUACAUAGAUGCAAGUUUAAGCGUCA